AUGGCCUUCUGCGGCCGCUGUGCCGGCCUGACCCUGCACGACUUCUACGACCGACCCAUCCCCUUCCACCGCAACCUCGUCGACUUGAAGCAGAGCGCGGAUGCCGGCUGUCCCUUCUGUUCCUUGUGCUGGGCCUCGCUUCUCAAAAUCACCAACAAGGACCGGUUAGGAAAGCUGCUGCGAAAUGAGUCUGCCUGGGAUGAAGGCGAGAGGUGGACUCCCACAAUGUGGCUGAUGGGCGGCCACUUCCACACCCGCGGCAGAGCCGGGGCGUAUAUUGAAAUCUCCUGUGGGAAGCCCAACCAAGUUGCAUCGGGUGGCGAGCCGGAGGAGGAGUCCAAUCCGAGAUUCAGCGUGUCGGCGAGGCUCGAGGUUUACGAACUGCCUGGACAACCAUCCACGUUCCGACUCUUGGGACGACGCAGCACGGCCGUCUAG
Molecule: messenger RNA, 438 nt
Organism: Purpureocillium takamizusanense
Lineage: Eukaryota; Fungi; Ascomycota; Sordariomycetes; Hypocreales; Ophiocordycipitaceae
Exons: 2
Coding region: 1-438 (145 amino acids)
Source: RefSeq, a predicted model, not a curated record